AUGGGCCGCAACCGCAAGGCCUGGUUCGGUGGUUCCUGGCCUCCUGUGCGUGACGCGCUUCAUAACGAGCCUAACGAGAGCUCGGCCUACUUGUAUGCGAAGGUGCUCUCCCAGAUCUUGUAUGGUUGCUUAAAAAAAUAUACAAACUCCACAGGAGAGGUCGAAACCCUCGCCGCGGCACCGCCGCCACCGCCGCCGCUGCUGGACGAGCUCCUCGAGGAGGUCUUCCUCCGCCUCCCGCCGGACGAGCCACACCACCUCGCCCGCGCCUCCGCCGUCUGCAAGCCGUGGCGCCGCCUCAUCGCCGGCCGCGGGUUCCGCCGCCGCUACCUCAAGUUCCACGGGGCGCCUCCCGUGCUGGGGCUCAUCCAUAACGGCGGCCGUUCCGACGCCCGUCUCGUCCCCACCUCCGCCGCCUCCCGCCGUUUUCGUCCCCGCGGCCUUUUCGCCGUUGACUGCCGCCAUGGCCGCGCCCUUUUCGUCCGCUCUGGCCGACAAGAACUCAUAGUUGCUCUUCAGGCACGAAAGGGCCUCCUCCUCGUCUGGGACCCCGUGACGGCAUACCAGACCCGCGUCCCUCCGCCCAACAUGAGAUACACGUCGGGCUUCGGCGCGGCGGUGCUCUGCGCCGCUCAAGGCUGCGACCACUCCGGCUGCCAAGGAGGGCCGUUCCUUGUGGCCGUCGUGGCCGUCGGUCAGGACCCAGAGAUAUGCGCCCGCCUCUACUCUUCAGAGACUGGCACAUGGAGCCAAGUAACCUCGGUUCAUCACCCCCAUCCCCUAUGCUCCAAACUUAUGCGUAGCAUCCUUGUGGGCGAUGCAUUGUGCUUCACAAGCGUCAGUAACCAAAUCAUCGAGUACCGACUCGGUACCCGUCGCUUGUCUCUCAUCGAUUUGCCGCCUGAGCCUGAGGGUAUCCCUGGGAGGCUCGUCAUGGCACAAGAUGGUGGUUUGGGAUUUGCUAAGUCGGAUGGUGCAACACUAACCUUGUGGUCGAGGGCCGCCAGCCCCAAUGGAGCUCUAGGAUGGGCAAAACACCGGGUCGUCAAUCUUGAGACACUGCUCCCUCGCGGCGCCCUCUCGUCUGAGACCAUGCAAUGGAAGCAGCUCGUACAGGCCAGGGGCAAUGAGGUUGUGUUUCAACUGUUUGGCAAGGCCUGAUAAUUUCUAGAGCAAAGGCUUAUGGAUCAAGGGACAGGUGGUAGACUGGUAGGAGUAGUGAUCUUAGAUACUCCCUCUGAUCGAACCAUAAAAAGUGUCUUGGAUUUAGUCAAAAGUUAGUACAAUUUCCAACUUAUUGGUUUAUUAUCAUGCAAAACCCGAUAUCUCAUUUAUUUCUGAAGUUGAACUACAUUAUGUUCCAAUGCUGUCUGCACUGUAUCUUUUCGGUAACAGUAUGUUCCUAUACGUACUUUCUGAUAUCUUUUCAGUUUUCUUUCCUAAGUGUUACAUUGGAAGUGAGGAUAGAGUGAUGUAGCUACCAGGUUGUAUUGGUAGUCCCAAGUUGUAGUUUCGGCCAUUUCUUCAAAGUAGCCAAGUUAUGCUCCUAGUUUGAUUGUGCAUGGUUCUGAAGUACUGAGAAAGCUGAAGGAAUUCUUGGACAAGCGUGGAACUGUGAACUGACAUGGUUAAACUAUGUGAGCUGCAUGUCUAUGUCAAGGAUUCAAGGUAAUAAUUCGCUCAAAACGUGACUCUGUAUAGUAAGUUAUUUUUUCUUCCUUGGGACUCAUAGUAAGGAUUUAUCCUGUCGUGCUUCCUUUUAUGCAUCAUGUGCUUGAGCUGUUUCCAGGGUUUGCAAUUUUGAACAAUGGACCAGCUGUUAUCCACUCUCUUUCAUAAAAACAAGGCUAACUCAGAAACGUUUGGAGCAAUCUGGAACCAUGGCUGAAUCUGAAACAGGUUUGGUGGUUUAUCCUCAGAACGGUGAAACAUUGGAGGAUAUUUUUUGGCCAAGGACUUGCUGUUGGUUCAGUUGUAGCUGUUCUCAUGUUCUCAUAUGAGCCGCUGUGUGCUGUUGUAUCUAGUAUGGGGUAUGGCAGAGAGGCUAACUGCUAGCUGUUUCUCGUUUGUAAUUUGGUGGGUGUUCUUUUGGUUGCCCUACAAGAACUGUCCUUUGAUGCAUCGUUACAAAAAGUGUCCUUUGAUGCAUCGUUAUGUGGCAGAGCUACUACUUAUACUUCCUGCUGUGCUGCGUGAUUAAUGAUAAAUUCAGUCUAUGUUCGUCAUGUU
Messenger RNA from Brachypodium distachyon (stiff brome), 2229 nucleotides. RefSeq lists its product as uncharacterized. The transcript is spliced from 4 exons. The record is from RefSeq and is a predicted model, not a curated record. Lineage: Eukaryota; Viridiplantae; Streptophyta; Magnoliopsida; Poales; Poaceae. Gene Ontology annotation, molecular function: protein binding. The coding region runs from base 1 to 1161 and encodes 386 amino acids.